Messenger RNA from Temnothorax curvispinosus, 3556 nucleotides. RefSeq lists its product as uncharacterized. The annotation marks the transcript as partial. The record is from RefSeq and is a predicted model, not a curated record. Lineage: Eukaryota; Metazoa; Arthropoda; Insecta; Hymenoptera; Formicidae. The transcript is spliced from 8 exons.
GCCAGCGCAGCGCGCCGAUGGCAGCGUAAAAACGCUCGCGUCGCCGCCGCCGCCGACGACGACGAGAGCGAGGGGAUUGACUCUGGGUGCCGCGAUUCUCGGUAACGCCGACCUGUAGCCCGCGGACCGGGGAAAGUGCGAAGGGGGUACGAGGUGAGAGAUCGUGCGUGCGUAAAGUGAGUGCGUGCGCUGCGCCGCGCCGCGCGAGCUCGUCAAUUUCGCGCUCGGGCGAAAGAAAGAGGGAGCGAUCCGAGCGAUAGAAGAGAUCGACGAGGAAAGGAGAGAGGAAGGCGAAGGAAGAAACGGGGAAGAAAGAGACAACCCGUUUGUGGCGCGUUCGCGACGAACGCAACCGUCGCAACAUCGCAACGGGCACCGCCGAGAGGAAACGGCCGAAGUUCGGAGCUAACGAACCGACGGACGGACGGGCGGACACGAGAGACAAGACGGAGACGCGACGCGACGCGACGUGACGUGACGUGACGGUGAGAACGGCGUCGCGGGCCCGCAACCGUUGUCGCCGCUCGUCGCAGUCGGGAUUCGGAGCCUCGCAGUCUCGCAGCACUCGCAGCCGCGGCUUCGACAGGAGCGUUUGCCAGUCGCCCUCCCCGCCUGCCGACGCAUCGGGGGUGCCGCCGCCAGGGUUGUCGCCGAGGACGUAGCACCGCGCGCUGACCACCUGCCAGGAAGCAUGGAAAUAUCCAAGAGCCUGCACGAGGAGAUCGUCGACGUGCAACAGAAACUGCAGAAAGCGAUACUCGAGCAUCAGAUAUACGUGGAAAGGCAGAAGGAUGACCCAAAUAACCCAGACAUUCUUGGCCAGAUGGAAAAAAUUCAGGUGUACAUCGUAUCUUUGGGAAGAUGCCAGAAGCAGAUUGUGCAGCGGCUGCGCAAAGAGGUAGACGCGUUCAAGGCAGACAACGCGAAUGGAUCGAAAGUUUCUAUACCGUCUCUCCUCGGGCUCAACAACAACAAUCACAUUACAAAUAAUAAUGAAACGAAGCAUGAAGCAGCUGCCAAUGGUUUCGAGACGAAGCCUUCGAAGGAGGACUACGAAGAAGUUGUCAGGAAUGGCGAUGUUCAUCGUUCGCGGCCGCGAGAUAACGAUUGUGCGAAGCUACGUCCUAGCUCGGUGGAAACCGUUUCCGGCGAAGACGACGUCGUUGAGGUAUCGUUGGACGAAAAUUCCGACGAUAAGCAGGAAGAGGUGCAAAAAGAACACGACAUCGAAUCGCCCGAGAAGUACAACUACCUGAAUUGCCUCGGGCUUAUUACCAAGUCCAAAUGUAUGGAGCUGCAGAACAGAAGAGUGGAAAGAAAACGUCGUAGCACAGCUAAUCCGCAAUUUGUAUACUCCAUGUUCGAGCAGCCAUCUAAACGGAAGAGGCAUUCUUAUUUGCAAUCUGGAAACGCACCUCACACUCGACAGACAACUGCACGUAUGAACGGCCCGUCGCCACCACCUAACAAAACUCAACCAACCAAAUCUACCUCGCCACCGGCGCAAACGGUAACGAAGUCGUUAAUCCCAAUCCAAAAGUCCACUACUAGGCCAAAUAUCCUAAGAAACGCGGACAGCAAAGUCUUCGUGAAUAAAAGCAAAAUAGAAGACAACCAAAUGCGAGUGUCUGUAUCUAGUGCCAAAACUGUUCAGUCGAUAGGUAACAAGGCUGUUCGCAUACCCGGAUUACCAUCUAGCUUGACCAUUGAAAGGAUUGGGAGUGACUCUAUCGUGUGCAUCUCUUGUGAAAAUCCAGGUUCGUUAACAACAUGUAGAAAUUGCUCAAGUAACUAUCACAUCUCGUGUCAUACCCGAUCGACGCCACCACCCAGAACUUGUCCAAAAUGUGUAUCAUCAAUGGAUGAGGAAGAAGACAUCGAAAAGGAUGAAGAAGCAGAGGAAGAGGGCGACAAUAAAUUGCUACGUUACAAAAAAGACGAAAAACUCGCUGCAACAGCGAAUGCGUCAGGAUUUAUUGGGGAAACAAGAGAAGACCCAAAGGUCUAUAAAACGUCUGGUGGACUUCAUAAAGUUGAUACAACUCAGAAAAAACGCAUCCUCUCCACCGCCUUCGACGUCAAUCAGCUGCCUGCCUCAACCUUCCUCAUCCCGAUCACCACAAACGAUAUCUCCGCCUCAAACAUCAACAAAUCAGAAGACCUCAGUAAGCUCACCUCGAUCUUCGAUACCGAAUACCGACAAGACACCGUACAUCGCAACCAUCACGCCGUCGAUCACCAUUCACGACCGAGCGUCACCUGUGUCCAAGAAGACCAGGUGUCCUACUCCUACCAAUUGUCCGGUACCACCGUCCAGCCAGAAAAGCAUCAAUCAUAUCUCAUCGUCAAGAAAAUCACCGAGCCGACUGGAAGGUCCAAUCAGUCUCCUAGCGGUGAAACCGAAGACCAAAACCGCUCCACAGUUUUCAACUAUCAAUUGCCGACCAGUUGCAGCACUACCAUUCAGACCGGCCUCCAACCCGUCGUCACCCAUUCCAUGUUCUACGAUCGUAACAACUGUAAGAAACAAACCGAUCGUACAGCCCCACACCACCAUGUCACCGUAUCAAAAUUGUCAAAUUCUCUUCACUCCGUCUCGAACGACCAUCAGCUGGACCGAGCAACCCUCAACGGCAGGAAGCCCUGGGCCAAACUCACACACGGCAAACUCUAUAUCAAUCAGUCAACCAGAUCAGCCGCAGAAAUCUUAUUGUCUCCUUACGGCGAUACCGAGAGGAGCGGCAACGAACAGCAACGGCCAAACUCAACCGGAUCAGCGGAGGAAGCAGCAACAACGACGAAUCUCGACGAUCGUUGCAGCAAGCAUCGAUCAAGAAACUUCAUCCACUCACUGUUCCCAGGCCAUAACAAGUCCCAUACCAUCACCAGUUGUACACACGAGUCACGAGGCUCCGGCUCAAACGACCGAGACUGCCCGCUCUUGCGACAGCAGCUCUGUCGCGAGGAACACGAAUUGGAGCUGCACGAGCAGUCAGACAGCAAACCAGCAGCAGUCCAGCUCCAGCGGCGCGCUCUCACGCGGUUCUUCGAGCACGUGAAAUUGGAAGAAGCGCAUAUAUCAGCGCCACUUAGAACAAAGCUAGCACACAAGGAUGAGGUCAGUGAUGACGACGAUGACGACGAUGACGACGACGAGAUUGCCCGGGAAGACAGCCCGCGCAACGAACAGUGCGAUGACGGUGGUGCCGUUGCUGAAGCUCCACUGUUGACGUCGUGCGACUUGGACGAAGACCGCUUGAUCAUUCGCGUUCCUUGGCUAGCCGAUGACUCGGGAAAUGCCUGUGACGAUGACAAUGUCACGAACAAAGCACUCGUCCGUCGUCUUUCAGACGCAGCCUUGACGCAUUCCGACGAUUACGCCGGCUAUGAGCUCACUCGCGUUAACCAGCAAUCCUCGGUGACUCUACGGCAUUCGGCGGAGCGCGAGGACGAUCGAUUGACGGCGACGGCGACGGUGGCGGCGGCACUGCGCAUUGCCCAAAACAAUAUUUCGGAGCUUCGUAACGAGGUCUCAGUUCCUGACGAUAAGGCUGAC